GAAGUAGAGUGUAAAAAAGGUGUUCCUGGAUGAAGCGCCCCUGGUAACAAUGCCUGGUAGCGAGACGCUUGCAGAAGCACGUGAUUGCGGAGAUUGGAGAUAAGAGCGGAGACGCUCGACGUUCAACAUCAUCCAACCUACACCAUUGUCUAUGGGCUAUACCACCCUGAAACGCUUAAAAUGAGUGGUUUCAAAGGUAUCAUGAAAGAGGGCUGGCACCCAAAAGGCCGCGAUGGUGGAAAAGAAAGCUGGAGAAGCGAUUUCAAAGGAAUCAACCAAGUGGCAGGAUGGAUGGGAAAAGGCAAAGACCCAAGCAGCGAAAAAUCAGAUCACACCUCCACGCCGCUAUCCUCGCUUAAAGACCCCUCAUCGUUUGGACCUCCUCCGAAACAUGUAAAGUACCACGGCCCGUCCGCACUCCCGAACGAAACGACUCCGGAUCGCAGUGGUCUAGGCGCUCCGCUACAACAAGAACAGAUUUAUCAACAGCAGCAACACGAGGUGGAGAUUGAGGCACGCGAAGCAGAAGAACAAGCGGCGGAAGAAGAGAGGCGGGCUGCACCUCCGGCACCAUAUCGGGCCAAUACAACGGGACUGAGGACAGAUCAUCUUCCACCACCGCCGAAGCGCGUGGGUUCCUCAAUCACAGGGAGUUCUGCGUCUUCGGGAAACUCGAACUCAAGACCUCCACCCAGUCUUCCGCCGCGCCUGCCUCCGCGAACGAAUUCCACCCCCGUACAGUCUCCGCCUGCAUACUCGCCGAUACCACAACCGGGACUAGGACCAGCGUCGGAGGGAUAUGUUAACCAAAGUGCAACAUCUCGACUGGCAAAUGCCGGUGUCUCCGUUCCUGCUCUUGGAGUGGGGGGCGAAAGUCAGGAUCGGCGGAGCACUGCCUCACCAGCGGGGACCCCUGUCAACGAGCUGCAGAGCCGUUUCUCUCAGAUGAAAACGGGAUCGUCUUACGGUCGACCUGCACCCCCUCCCCCGCCUGGACGAGGCACGAGUAACCCGGCACAGGAUACUCAAGAUACCCCACCGCCGGCCACAGGCUCUGGGGGAUUCAGGUCUACGAUCAGCAACUUCCGCGACCAACAUGCGGACAAGAUCGAUGCCGGCAAACAAAAGAUGGGCAACUUCCGCGAGCAACAUUCAGACAAGAUCGAUAGCGGGAAAGAAAAGAUGGGCAAUUUCCGCGAGCAACAUUCAGACAAAAUCGACACCGGGAAAGAGAAGAUGGGCAAUUUCCGCGAACAACAUGCAGACAAGAUCGAUGCCGGCAAACAGAAAAUGAGCGGGCUAUCGAAGCGAAUUGGUACAUAUGUCGAGGGGCAAAAGUCUCAGCCUAGUCAACGACCAGCACCACCACCUCCGCGGGCAUCAGCAUCAUCCCCGUCCACAUCAAAUGCGGGGGUGGAGAGCAUAGCUAAGAAGAAGCCGCCUCCGCCGCCACCAAAACGUGCGGAUAUCCGGGCUCCGUCGGUCCAAACGCCGUCUCCUUCGGGACCUCCCCCGUUGCCGCUCAGUUCCAAACCUAGGAUUGUAUGAUAUCGUGUAACUUUAUGGUUGUACUUGUAUCAAUAGAAGAUGUGCACUGCUGAAUGACCCUAAGAACACGAGUAGUCACUGUACAACUGGUUUGUAGCUGUAGUCGCUAUUUCUGCCUAAUUGGGACCAGGUCACGUGCCAUCCGGGGUAAGUAAUCCGGAGAUGAGAAAAAGAAAAAAAAAAGAUGCAGGGAUAACAUCUUAUCUGUAUGAAGUAGGAGUAAUCAAUCAGUAAAUCUAUACGG
Molecule: messenger RNA, 1792 nt
Organism: Aspergillus ruber CBS 135680
Lineage: Eukaryota; Fungi; Ascomycota; Eurotiomycetes; Eurotiales; Aspergillaceae
Exons: 2
Coding region: 181-1548 (455 amino acids)
Source: RefSeq, a predicted model, not a curated record